Messenger RNA from Alternaria metachromatica, 2301 nucleotides. RefSeq lists its product as uncharacterized. Bases 1 to 2301 code for a protein of 766 amino acids. The transcript is spliced from 5 exons. The record is from RefSeq and is a predicted model, not a curated record. NCBI's taxonomy places the organism in Eukaryota, Fungi, Ascomycota, Dothideomycetes, Pleosporales, Pleosporaceae.
AUGGCUUGCAACAGUUGGGAGAAGCUGUGUAAGGCUCAGCGCGACUACCCAAAAGCGAAGUUCGCAGACUCGUUCGUACAAAAAUCGCUCAAGAAGACGCCCAAGAACCCAUUUCUCUUGGCAUGGAAAGCUCGGUUAUGUCUUACAUUGAAUAAUGUGGACACCGAUGUAGCAAAUUUGGUACAACAAGCCUGGGAGCAACCAGGGGUGAACGAUAUUCGGCUGCUGUCCUACUUAUAUAAGAUCUUAGCCGAUGCUACGCGGAAAGAUCAGGACAAUAACCUAAACAUCAGCGGAGUGGGCGACGGGAACCUCAAAGUUUGGCAACGUGCUGCGAAAGCCUUGGGACGCAAGGAAGACCGUCAAGAUCUCUGGUCUGCUCUAGCAAAUGUGGCAUUGGCAGAGGAAUGCUGGGAAGACUUCCGCCUGGCUGUCUUUCACUACAGCAAAGAAACCAAGGAGGGCGCUGGAUCAACAUCUGCAAAAAAGCAUGCUCACUUCACGCAAACACUCGCUAUUCAACUCGCAGCUGAACAGCAGCGCGGACUUCCCCAGGGCGAGAUGAAAAGCAGACUUCAAUUCGACCUGGCUCGUAGACUUUUGAAGCAAGCAUACGAGGCGGCUCCAGAUGACCCCAUCGCUUUCAAGGAUAUACGCGACUUGCGUUUUAUGGGCGAGAUCUUCGCGCGGCAAGCGAAGUGUAGCGAGCUGUUCGAACACUGGAACCACCCGCCUGCAGCCCUCCAGGACCUUAUGACGAAACAUCGAGGUGACUUGUGGGGCAUGAAGAUUAGACUUGCACGGCAGAGUAAAGAAUGGUCUCUACUUGAAAGCCAGUGUCUUGCGUACAUCGAGCGCAUUAUAUCACAGCAGGAAAGGUCGCCUGAAGGUUUUGUCGCAAUAUACACACUCCUCUGGAUUCACCAAGAAGCUAUGCGCAACGAAGAGCCCGAUCAUCCCUUCGGAAAUACGCCAAACUCACGAGUUCUCCUUCAAGCUGCAAUGUUAGCGCGCCAUUUGGUGGCGAGCGAUAAAGAAAAGCAAAACAGACCGCUGGCACUACUUGCUGCACGGCUGCAGCUAAACCUCGGUCUAGGAAAAUCCGCUUUCCAGUUGUACAGCCACACCAAAUGCAAGGAGAUGCUAGUGCAUACUUUGUCACCAUAUGUUCUGUCACGCAUCUCACUGACACAUCCAUUUGGUGCCAAAGGCUACCAAGGAUUCUCAGCCGAAGAGGAACUAGGAAAAGCUGUCGGGACAAUGGAGAGGAUGGAACGCAAGCUUAAUGAGGCAGUAUGUUCUGAUCUCCAGUCGCUUCCAUGGGAUCAAGCUAUGGAACUCUUGGCCGCGAAACGGGAUUUCAAGUCGAGCUUGACAAAGCACAUAUGCAACACAGAGGGCCGUCGCAUAGCACGACUCAAGGGUGAACCGAUCGAUAACAUUCCCGUUAUCGACUCAAGUAGCUACCGGAAUAUCAAGGACGUCGUGGAUAGGACCAUAUUCCCCAACUACGAGCACAGUGAACAUCCUGGACCACUUUCAUACAUCAUGCCCAACGGCCUUCCUGAAGUUCAUUGGCUGGCCAAGAGCCUUGAUAUCUGGGACGCGAGCAGUAGAUUUCUCUAUAGAGAGACACAGGUGUUGGAGUUCCAGGGCAAAUGGAUACACCAAGUUGCCAUGCCUCCGGGUCAUGCCUGGGAAACUGAGCCUGACAUGACGCUUGCGGAAUACCAAGUUGAGGACACAUGGGAUGCAAUCAACCUCAUCGUUAAGGCGAUGAUCUUGCCAGGACUUCCCUUGGAAACGCUUCCUGGGGUGCUGGAAGCACUUCUUGACCAGGUUUCCGAAAUGCGACUUGCAAUGGAGAACCUGCGUAUGCCUGGCGCCACGCACCAAAAGCCCGAAGACGAACCCACCAUGUUCCACGAGAAUAUGCUAAUGUCCUGCUAUACCAAGUUCGAAGUCCUGCGCGCACUCAUCAAGUUGAUCGAACACCUACGCGAGAAGGUCAUCAAUGCGAAGACCCACCGCAUGAAGGCCAAGUUGUCAAAGAACUGGGUCAAUGAUAUGGAAACUGAGACGAAGAAUUUCUUCGAGGCGGUACGGGAUGUGGCGCAUAGCUACAUCAAUCUCAUCGAACAGAGAGGUCGUGCUGCGAUUAAGGCGCAGGUACGGUGGGGCAAGACGGGCGAGGCACUGAAGCAUGUGCUGAGUGACGACGAUGUCGACUUCUACGCAACUGAAUAUGUUGAUAGCGCACUACAGGCAUGGAGGGGUGUGCUACAGGUUAAACUGAAGUAG